AAUAGUCGUGUUGCGCGAUUCAGUACACACGUCGCGGUGCAUCCGUGUCGCAUCUUUGGCUUCUCUUCUGAGAGUUCUGUUACGUUCGAGGUGUCCAGCUUGCCGAUUGAACUAGGUCGCCGUUGUUUACCUGUUUGAGGUGUCGCCGCCUACUGUGGCUGUGGCGUUUGUCGAAGACCGCGAAGCGAUCCGGAUCGAUACGACGCGUCCAAUCGAUGUUUACACAGUGUAUCGUACACCUAGCUGUUCCAGCCGAGUUAAUACGCUGAUUUCGCAGUAUAUUUCGCAUGCACACUGGUUUCGUUGUAGAGUGGGUUAUUUGCGUUGUGUUUACAGUCGGAUAAUCGACACCGUGAACGCCUGGUACAAGAAGAGGAUUGUCAGAACGUUUCUAAUGGUGUUGGUUGCAUCGACCACAGUUUGUACGUACAAAGUGUCCAGCAGUAAUAAACUUCAUAAAAGGACAAGUGUCAAUCGAUUGCCGAAUACAACCAACUGCGCAUGAAUGGAUCUGUACGAGAUGAUUAGGCCGAGCCGAGAUCAACGCACAAUCGCCAAAAUCGUAAUCAGCGGAAUACCGCAGCACGCCAAAUUCGAUGACAUCGAGCCGCUGUUGAAGCCGUACGGCAAGGUCGAACACUGCGACGCCGUCACCAGCAAGGACCCGACCACGCAAACCGUCCAUAUCACGUUCGAAAAUCACGAUCAGGCACAGAGAGCGGUAUCCGGCCUGAACGGGAUCGACUUUGAGGGUUCGAAGCUGCUGGUGGAACUGUUCGAGACCAAAGUGGCGCGGCGAAGUGCGCGGGCACGCUCGCAGUACGCCGGAAUGCCCGGCGGCGGCGGCCCCGGUCGCCAGACGGACUUCCCGCUGCGGCUGCUGGUGGCGUCGGAGAUGGUCGGCGCCAUCAUCGGCCGCCAGGGCAGCACGAUACGACAAAUCACCCAGAACAGCCGGGCCCGCGUGGACGUGCACCGCAAGGACAACGUCGGUUCGCUCGAGAAGGCCAUCACAAUCUACGGCAACCCGGAGAACUGCACAAGCGCGUGCAAACGCAUCCUGGAGGUGAUGCAGCAGGAGGCGAACAACACAAACAAGGGUGAAAUCUGUCUCAAAAUCCUCGCUCACAACAACCUGAUUGGACGCAUCAUCGGCAAAAGUGGGAACACGAUCAAGCGAAUAAUGCAGGACACCGACACGAAGAUCACGGUCAGCUCGAUCAACGACAUCAACAGCUUUAACCUGGAGCGCAUCAUCACCGUCAAGGGUUCGAUCGACAACAUGUCCCGGGGCGAGAGUCAAAUCAGCGCCAAGUUGCGCCAAAGCUACGAGAACGACCUCCAGGCGCUGGCCCCGCAAAGCAUAAUGUUCCCGGGACUGCACCCGAUGGCGAUGAUGUCGACGGCCGGCAACGGAAUGGGCUUCGCCGGACGUUCCGGCAUGUACCCGGGCUCCAGCUAUCCGAUGUAUCAACCGCCGACCGCACCCGGGGUGCCGCCGGGGUCCAGUGACGUCCAGGAGACCACAUACCUGUAUAUUCCAAAUAACGCCGUUGGUGCUAUCAUCGGAACCAAAGGAUCGCAUAUUCGUAAUAUCAUAAGAUUUUCCGGUGCUUCCGUCAAGAUCGCCCCACUCGAGGCGGACAAACCGCUGGAGCAGCAAACCGAGCGCAAAGUUACCAUCGUCGGCACGCCGGAAGCCCAGUGGAAGGCCCAGUAUCUGAUCUUCGAGAAGAUGCGGGAAGAGGGCUUCGUGUCCGGCACCGACGACGUGAGAUUAACCGUGGAGAUCCUGGUGCCGAGUGCGCAGGUGAGUGUCGGACGCAUCAUCGGCAAGGGUGGCCAGAACGUGCGGGAACUGCAGCGGGUCACCGGAAGCAUAAUCAAACUGCCCGAGCACACGGCCGCGACGCCCGUGGACGAGGAAACCACCGUGCACAUCAUCGGUCCGUUCUUCAGUGUUCAGUCUGCCCAGCGGCGCAUCCGCACGAUGAUGCUGGCGACGAAUCCCCCGCCGGCCACGAACCGACAGAAGUCGUCCAAGGGCAAGGAAACUCCGACCUCGUCCGCACCAGCCACGCCCGCCGCCCCUCCCUCGUCGAGUACAAACGCAUAAUCAAAAGCUGAAACUGUAACUGCAACAACAACUACAACUACUACCACAACAAACAAAACAAUUGCAAUCGCACCACCAGCAUCAUCAUCAUCAUCGUCCCUACCGGAAGUGCGACCGCAAAAAUCCGUUACAGAAAGGUCAAACUAUCAACAAUAUCUGGAGCAGCAGCAGCAGCAUCAACAGGAGGAGUCCGCAAUUGGGAGGUAAAAUCAGUCCUUUUUAUUGAUAAAUCAAGUAAGAAAAAGAAGCCUCAGGAAUACAACUAAAACACACACACUAGAAGAGUAAACCAACACACUCAAGUAGAGCCAACGUAUCGCCUCUCAGGUCAGCUAUCUAGACAAAAUUAAGCAGCAAAAUUUAAACCCCCAAAACAAAAUAACAAAAAAAAUAGCAUGCACCACUAGUAAAGCACGAGUACCCCUGCUAGGAGGAUCGUGUGCGUACAUUUUUCGGCAGCAAAAAAUAUAUAUCCACACAUCCAAAAAAAAAUUCGGUUCCCGCGUAACCCUCUCGAACCACUUUCGGUCAAGUUUUCUUAAAUAUUUAAAAUUUACACAUUCCUCAAUUUUUCGGCACGAUUUCCUUGCAAGAUAAGCAACCUUCGAUGGCGUUCAAAAAUAUAUAUUUGCUCUACUUUUUUUUUCGGGAGAAUCAGUUGUAGAAACAAGCUGGAAAUGUUUUCCGUGUAGGCACUAAAAGAAGAAGCUACAAAACACUACUUUGAAAGGAAACCGCAAAUCAAAGAAUAAUUACCAUUAUAUCUGGAGCCGGCAGGAGACCGUUAAAUUUUUGUCUGUACAUAUAUUAAGCUAAAAAGAAGAAGAAAAAUCUAGGUUGUAAAAUUCUUUACUGUGCGAGAAUCAAUAGUGUGCAAAAAAAAACAAACCAACAAACAACAUCAAACAAAGUUGCACUUGUGUAUUCUCUUUUCUUUUCGGAAGAAAACAAAAAACACUGAGAGAAAAAGAGAUUUUAUUCUCUCGUGCCGAGAGAGAAAGAUUCCAACGUUAAAGUUCCUCUUUUGGACGGGCCAAGCUAUAUUUACCACGUGCACGUGAGAGAAAAACAAAAUUUGAUACACGAAGCUUUUUUAAGCCCAAACGCGCGCGAGCGUGCCAAGAGCGAGAGAUGCGAGAGAGAGAAACGAGAGCGCGCGACUUUUGCGACGACGAGGAGAGAGUUCGGUCGCGUGGGUUGCUUUGAUGGUGUGCGUGACUAGAGUGACGUCACCCCACCACAUUGAAAUGCACGUGGCCGGCGAACCAUUUGAAUGCCUUAAGAUUUCGGUGCUGAAGAUGUGUAUGAAACUCGAGUAGUAGUGACCAGAAUGUUGCCAACAAUGUUAUGAAAAGGUGGCAAAAAGGGAAUAGAGGCGUUUCUCAGUCAAAACAAAAUCACCGUUUCGGAAGCAGAUUCAACAGAUUCAAAAUUUUAUGGUUCGGACAACAGCUACCACAAUACCUCAGAGUAAGUGCAUUAGUCGACGAUGGAGAACACUAAAGCAGUAGAAAUGUCGCACUUUUUCAUACAAACAGUGGAACAAUGCCGUAAAGAAAGCCUACAACUAAUUUAGGGUAGCCAAUAAAUGACCAACAAGCAACGAAAGCCCGCUCAGUGCCAUUCUUUUCACACUGGGUGCGGCUAUUGUUUACUAUCCUAUUUUUAAAAUGAGAAAAACGUGUUUCGUGAGAGAGCUUGUGUGUUCUCUCGCGCUCACACUCACACAGUUACAACCAACCGCCGUAUACACAGUAACAAAUGCAAAAGUUUUGUUUUUAAAACGUUUCAACUUUACAAACACUGAUGGUGCAUUAUUCAAUUUUUAUUAACUUGUUGUUGAGCAUACUUGUUGAAUCCUAUAUUUCCUAUACAAACUAUUUUCCCCCUUAGGACCUCCUUCCGCCUUAAGCGUUGUUUAUUAACUUUGUUUUAACUUUUUUGUUUAAAUACAAGCGAGACAAACUCACCAACACACACACUCAUAUAGAAACCACAGAACAAUCAAUAUCUGUAAUAGAGAAGUACCUCAAACGCAUACACAACAGAAAUCAAAAUAGUUUACUUGUUUUUUUCCACACACCUUCAAUCUACAUAGUUAGUAAAUAAAAAAUCAAUAAACAAUAGUUCUUGCGAAACAAUCACACUCACACCUCACUCACGCAUUAGCUGACUAGUACAAGAGUUCUGUUACACUGUUACAAAGUUCUUAAUUCUAUCCCCCCAGCAGCACCUUUAAAAUGCAAAAAUCCUCAGUUAUCAAAGUAGGCGUUGCGCGAGCAAAAGUAGAGCGCGCCAUCUUUUGUUUUCGUUACCACAUGGUUCGGUUUGGUCUCCCCGCAAUCCCACACUUUUUCUUCCCAAUUUUUCCCCAACCCUGAGCGGAGCUAUUGCUAGUGGCGUCACGUUCCAGCCCUGCGUUUGACAGCUAGCUUACCAUUAGAUGUGAAGCACCUAGAAGAAUUCUGACAGUGACAUAACCAAACUUUCUGGAAACCUCCAGCAAACGUCAAACCAGUGCAAAUUUCAAAACAAAUGACUCAAAACGGACGCAACGUAAACAAAACGCUUAUGCCGCUCACACUCCUUGUGGACUUUCACUGGAGUGAGAAGGGUAGACUGUUUGUUUACAUUCAAGGUGACGUCCUUUGGAAUUGUUUGUUCCGAGUUCAUCCCGCUCCCUCUGGUGAAUGUUUACAGAAGAGAUCCGGAAAAAGAUUCAGCAGCAAGUUUGUACUGGUUUGAUGUUUAUUAAGAAUGCAGAAAAGUGAGGUUAUGUCACUGCUUGCAUAGAGCUUUAUGACGUUUCGCGUACACACACUAGCGCACUAUUUGAUUUUGCUGGCCGGACAAAAUUUAACCUCACUUUUUUUUCGUGUACGUACACGCAAUACAUACGCACGUAGAUUACUCUAUAGUCAAAGUGGUUGACUGCUAAAAGUAAGCUAGCUGUCAAACGCAGGGUUGAAUUUCGCCCCCCUCCAUAGCUCCACUUCCUAGGGCUUUUGUUAAUUUGAUUUGGUUAACCGCGGUGGAUUUUCUUGAAAUAAUUCGAACUGUCAAAAAUCAACCAAAACAUCUACCACAUUGAUCACACAAAAAACUGUGGUAGAAAAGUAUCAACCGGUAGAUCCUUUGGUGGAUUUUUGACAGUUCGAAUUAUUUCAAGAAAAUCCACCGCGGUUAACCAAAUCAAAUUAACAAAAGCCCUCCUGACUAGGGAGGCAACUUCCGACGGAGUAGGGUCAGAUUUAGUAGUAUGAUAAAAUAAACUAAAAUAAAUCUAAAACGGUAUGAUUUUUCAAAACGAAACAUUUUUGGCGAACGAAAAAAAAGCAAAACUUUCUGGCAUGGCAGUGACACACAAAAUUGACAAAUCUCUCGGCAGCGCAAAAUUUUAACGUAAAACAAAAACAAAACACAGUUGGACACACUGGGCAAAAUCAGCACGUGUUUUUGGCACAAAGUAAACUUUAAUUUAUGAUUUCGGAAACUCGUACGGGGGUUUUCAGAGAGGGUUAGCAUUUCUUUUUUGCUGGAUCGAGCAGGAAAGAAGAAGAUGAGGAAACCAAUUUUGGAGGUAGGAUACAGCACACACGCAGACAAAACAGACACUCACCCAGACGUGAAACUUGUGAAGCGAUCAAAAUUCAAAAUUUUACCGAACAUGACGAUUAUUAACAUUCAACCUAAAAAAAUGACUGCUUUUUCACACACAAAAAAAUCAUUGACUGAAAUGAAAGAAAAAAUUAAAAACUAAAAGAAGUAAGCAAAACAUGCGUCUCGAACGCAUGGAAAAAAACUAAAAAACGUAAAAAGCUAGGCCAUAGAUUCGCACAUUAUUGGUGCGAAUUGUGCGGAUAAAAUUUAUUUGACAAGUUUAUUGUCGGGGAUAAGAUUAAAAUGAUACUAAAGAAUGUGAAACAUACACACACACAAAGCUAAACACACACGAAGAGUGAAAACCCAAGUGAAGUUAUCUAUUAAGGUGAAAACAAAACAAAAAAAUCGGAGAAUGAAAUUUGGUGGUAAAACAUGAGAAAAGUGACUAAAAUCAAUUGUUAGAUUUUUUUAUUAUAUAUAUUAUAUUGAAAAUAUACUAUAUAUAUUUAAAAUGGUAAAGAGAGAAAAAAAAAAACAAAAAGAAGAAAAAGAUAUUUAGCUAACAAAUUUAAUAUUUAUUAAAUACUAGAGGCUAUAAUAUCGUUGAAUAUUUGUAAAAAACGAACCUUGAUGAGAGAAAAAGGUCAAAAUUGAAUUUAACUUAAGAAGUAUUUUAUUUUCCUAUUUUUUAUUAUUUUCGUAAUAUUUUGUUUAGGUUUUGUUGUUUACUUUUUGUAAAAAAGAGCAUGAAGCGGAAGCGGAAGAAAAAAACCAGAGGUUAAUGCGUUAUUUAGUUGUGCCAAGCAAAGAGCGAAAGAGAGAAAAAGCUGGUUUGACAAACUCCACCAAAAGUCAAACCGAAGCGAAAUCGAAUGGAUUUAAUGGGUUGUGAUAUAUGAAACAAGCAAAAAAUUGCGGGAGAACUAACUCUAAUUUUGAACUGUUGAAAAAAAUGCAGCAAAUUAAAAAAACACACAAACAAAAAAAAAUAUCGCUGAGUGCCGUCAGAUGGAGACGCCACAGAGCGGUUUUUCGAACCCAAAUUUCAAUCAAAGCAACCUACAAUGCUUACUAUUUUGGCUGGCUUUAUUCAAACUUCAAUCACAAUCGAAAGCAAAGCAAGCCUUGGAGUGUUCCAUCUGAAAAUUACACCUUGUUUAUGUUUCUUGCAACAGUGAAAAAGCAAUUUCAGAACAACAUUCUUCUAAAAUAUGCAAACAAUAGUUCAUUUUGAUGUUUUGUUGCAUACUUGUUCUUUUGAACUUCGACAUCUGAAUACAAUCAAGUUCCUGUGAGAUUUCUGGAAAUUAUUUCAAACAACUAUAUCAAAACGCAUUUCAACUUUUUGAAAUGUUGGGAAACAAUUUUAAAAUUUCUUUUUUGAAGCUUCAAUGAAAAAAUAACCAAAUCAUACACAAAACACUCAAACAAAUCUAACAUUUUUGGGUACAAAACGAAAAGUACAAAUGCAAACCGACAAAAGACUAACGAAAAACUUGAGUUCAAACGGCUUUUGCGUUCGAUGAUUUUAUACAAAAAGAAUCCAUUCAACAACAGCAGCAAAAACAACCGAAAACGCAGCAAAAUCGAAGUAAAUGAAACGAAACUGUAUCAUCAAUUGGCAGAGCAAGACCACAAACGAACAACUGAAAGCAGCAACCAACCGGCAGAAGAACAGAAAAGAAGAGAAUGAAUCUAAACAUAAAAUAAACAACAAAACAUAGCCACUUAUCUAACAACAAAAAAUCUAACAAUGAUGACGAAGAAUGUUUAUUCCCCGUACAAUAUGUCAAAACACAAGAUCAACUCCGUAGCCCAGAAAGAAAACAAAUGGACAUGGCAACAACAACAACAAUUGGCAAAAACUAAACAAAUUUGAUGAAAACGUCUAAUCGAGAAGAAAUCAACAAAAACUGACAUGAAAGAAAUAACAGAAUCAAUCAAAGCACACAUUGACAUGUAUAAACUUACACUUCACAAUGUUGGAUAUAACAAACAAUUUGGAAAACAAAUCUAAAAAUACCCCCCAAAAACAAAUGAAAAAAAAAAACUCACAAAUAAUAAUCGUAGCAAGUUUUGGCCCCUUAUUUGCACAUCUUUAGGAUUAACAAACAAAAAUAUAGAAGAAGAAAAAACACACUCGCUUUUGGCAUAUUAUGAUGAGAGAAAAAAAUAAGUAAAAACAAAACAUGCUUCACCAGAACAAACCACACAACCACACAUAGACAUUUAACGAACACGUGGACUUGAGCAUAUGUAAACAAAGAAAAAAAAACUGACAGUCGAUCAAAGCAGGCAAGGUGAUCGCAGGGUGACAACGGUAUCUCUUAAGGAAAAAUUAUGUUUUGUUUUGGAAGUGCAAACAAGCAAAACCCAAAUCUGUAGGCUAAACUCACACACAAAAUAAACACACACACACUAUUUAAGACAAAAUGAAACAAAAAUAAAGUUUGGUAAAUGAAAACAAACACAAACACACACCCUAGCGCGAUUGUUGGAGCGGCGACGAAAGCGAACAUAUAAACUGUAGUAUUAAUUUUUAGAUUCUCUAACCUCAAAAAAGAAGGCAAAAAAAAUCAUCCAUAUUAUCAGAGUACAUGAAAAAAUUUAAGAAUAAAAAAGGCAAACAAAAAAUAUAAUUGGUAGCUGUAGGACUAAUUUUUGGCGUGUUUCUCCCAUACUAAAUUUAUCACAAAGCGCAGAAUACUAAAUAAUCUUAAACAUAAAAUGAAAACAUAUAUUAUAACAAAAAUUGAUGAAAAAAAAUUACACAAACACAAACAUAUGGAGAUCACCUUGUCACUUGCGGGAGCGAUCAGAUUAAGCAAAAACAAAGAGAUAAUUGAAACAAAAAGAGAAUCCCGGUUUCCUCGCUUCUGAAUCAUAACCAAAAUAAAAAAAGAAAGAAAAAUGAAGGAAAUAUGAUUGGGUUUUGAAAACAGAAGAAACAUUCUUACCUCAUACUGAUAACAAAAUAUUUAGGAUAAAACCGAUUUACCAGAGAAAUGAAAAAACAAGCAAGCCAUGAUUGGUCGAAAAAUGAAAACAAACAGCUGUCAAAAUCGACUCCGAUUUUGAUAAAAUUUUAGCUUUCUGUUUUUGGCAUAAGGUAAACAAAAACAUGGAAUAUCCCAAAUAUAUGGCGUGCACACCUCACAAAAUUACACCCUCGAAAAAAAAGGUAAACAAAUACUUGACAGAAGCAAAACAUUAAACACUGAAAAGAAAAGUAUGUAUUCAAACUUAAUUUUUGCGUUUAUUUGACGGCAAAAUGUAUUGGAUUGAUGUACCGGAAAAAAAAUCUUAUUUUGUUUAGAAAUGAUUAAAAAACACUAUCGAUAACGCAAACAUAAAUAUUUGGACAUAUUCUAAAACAAAGAAAAUCGAAAACCAAGGAGCAAGUUUUAGAUUUGAUUAUUAAUACUACUACUACUACUUCUACUACUACUACUAUUUAAUACUACUUCUACUACUACUACUAAAAAAGAAAUUCGUGAAUUCUACAACUUUUUUGUUUCUUUUAAAAACGUACAUUUCUUUAAAAUACUUUCGUUUAAUUUGAAAUAGCACUGUAAGCAUUUUUGAUGAUGAAAAGAAAAAAACUAAGAUGAAAUAAAACUAAAUUAUUAAAAGCUAGAUGCAAGAUGAUCGGAACUACUAAAAGCUAAAGCAAGCGUAAAUUUUAAGUUUAGGUAAACGUAAAUCAGUGACAUCCUGCACACACACACACGCGAUGAUAGUUUGACACGGAUAAUUUUCCUUUUCGAUUUCCCUUUUUUAACAAAAAAAAACACACACACAUUUUUUGCCACUCAUUCAUCAAUAGAGAGCGCUCCUUUUGACGGCCUUUCCUGGAGAGACACUCUAGUUCACAAAAAAAAUCAUCCCACAAAAAAAAACAAAACACAAAAACACAAACAAUAACAAACUGGCGGACCCGUUCUUUAUUUUUGUGUUUUGUCUCACGCACGCUCGUGUACGGUAUACAUAGGUUUAUCAAGAAAUGGAAAAUAUUAUUUUUUUCGCUUAAUUUAAGUAAUGUGUAAAACAUCCAAAAUCCCCCCCUAAGAAAUGAAAAUGAAACUAGCGCCACCACCAAAUAAGGAGACUGAACUACACCGUAAUGAAAAAAAGGUGGCGUACCUAUUCUUAUCCCGCAACUCCCCAGAAAAAAAAUCUCCGCAUCAUCAAAGCAGGCCGAAACAUUGGUCUGCUUUGACGUUUGCGUUCCUCCUCCCCACCAAACCCUUCACCCAGUUCCCAAAAAAUCAAACAUUCUUUCUUUUUGUUUUCGUUUUUUCUUCUACAAAUAAAAACAGUUUCAUUUUCCAACGCCUGCUACGGUACGCCGAGGAAGGUGAAAAAUGAAAACAAAAACGGUUUCUUUAAUUUUUCGUUUGGUUUGUCAUCGCUCGAAAAAAAACCAAAAACAGAAAAAUAACAAAAACUCAUCCAGAAGUAGAAGUUUUACAACAACAGAAACACACUAACGCGAACGCCGUUAAAAGUGUAAACGGAUGUAGUAGUUGAAGAGCAACAUCAAACACCACCACCUCCAAUACCAAGCCGAGAAAGAAAGAGUUCUUGAAAAUACUUUAGUUUGAACACUACACGUUAUGUUCUCAAGAAUGCCUGUAAUUAGUAAGAAUCAGUAAAUUAUAAUAUAUUUUUAUUUUUUCAUUGUUUAAUUAUUAAAGAAAAAGAGAGGAUAACUACAAUAGUACAGUAGGUAUGAGUUAGGAUAUAAUGCAAAUAUUGACAAGCCUGUGUGAUAAUAGUUUAUAUUCCUGUCAUUAUCUGUAUUUAUAUCUCCCUCAAGUAAAGAAGUAAAGAUAGAACUGUAAAAAUACGUUAAUUAAUGAAAACGAACCAAUAUUAAAACAUAAAGAUUAUAUUUUUAUAACUUUUUAUUCUUAUUUCUAUUGACCAUAAGCAAAACCCACAACUACAACAAGACAGUCGGCUUAUUUUCACCAUUUUUGUUUUAGUUUGACAGCACACACCCACAUGUACACAGUUACACUGACAUAAAUCAAAAAUAGCCAUAAACAUUUAUCCACAAUUUGCUAAACUCAGUUUGCUGUUUAUUUUAUUUUUUGUUUUUAUACCGCAAACAAUAGCCUCACCUGACGCAUAUUUACCGAAGUCUAUUAAUGCAAACUUUACUGUUAAACAAGUCAUAUUAUUAUUUUUUACACACCCCCACACACACUCAAACAGCAACAAUAACAAACAUCCGCAAACGAAAUAAACAAAAUAUUUAUAUACAUACACAAACACACACACCAAAACGCAAACAGCUAAACGCACCUCCCCCCUAUCCAAAAUCAAGCACCACUAAACGAACCCCAAGUCUUCGGAAAGAAGAGAGCCGGAAA
Molecule: messenger RNA, 11097 nt
Organism: Culex pipiens pallens (northern house mosquito)
Lineage: Eukaryota; Metazoa; Arthropoda; Insecta; Diptera; Culicidae
Gene: Imp
Product: insulin-like growth factor 2 mRNA-binding protein 1
Exons: 6
Coding region: 506-2116 (536 amino acids)
Biological process (GO): regulation of gene expression; nervous system development
Cellular component (GO): nucleus; cytosol; cytoplasm
Molecular function (GO): mRNA 3'-UTR binding
Source: RefSeq, a predicted model, not a curated record